GAAGUGACUGCAUUGGGAGGCAGUGGCUUCAGGUUUGUGGUGAACUUGCAUGAUAGGACAUGUUCUUGUAGAGCAUGGCAUGUUUCUGGAAUUCCAUGCAAGCAUGCUAUAGCAUUCAUCACAUCACUCAGCAAUGCACCUCUAGAGAACUAUGUCGACUUAUUUUACUCAACAGACAAAUUUAGAGCAGUAUAUGGUCAACUAAUCCCUGCUAUGGCUGAUAAGUCACAGUGGCCUAAAUUGUCCCAUGAUUUUUUCAUGCAUCCACCACUACUAAAAGCCACAGCUGGUAGGAGUCAAAAUGAGAGGUACAAGAGCUGUAGUGAGAAGAAAAGGACAAAAGGGCAGCACCAAUGCCCUAUUUGUAAGGGCUAUGGGCAUCAUUGGCACAAUUGCAAGAAUGGUAACCCAGAGGACAUUGCAGCUAUGAUGGAACUGAGAGGACCACCAAAGAAGAAAAGAAAGACCACCAAAGCAUCAACUCAGGAAAGCAUUGUCCCUUGGAAUGGUGAAGCACCUGCAUCCUCUGUCUUUCCCACCAAGGUUGGCUACCUUAGAUUCUGGAGGCUCAGUAAGGUGCAGGUCAGCCGGUAGCACCAAUCAGCCCGAACCCAUGACCAUUGAGUUCCCUACGUCUAGUGCUUCGAAUCAUCCACCAGUGGCUACAACCAAGGGUACAAAGAAGCAGACUAAACAGAAGGAUAAGCCCAAGCCCAAAGGGAAGAAACAAGCCAAAAAGAAAGCAAAGCAGACAACUGUGUUGUUUGACAGUCCUGCAAUGGGCACAAGAAGCAAAAAGGUUGAUCCAUGCAGCCCUGCCAUGAGCACAAGGAGUCGAAGAAGGCUUAGUCUGUAAUUUAUGGUCAUUUACCUUGUUUUGACCAAGUCUGCAGAGCUUUUGUGCACUAAUGAACCUGCUGGAUGGGAACUUCAGAAUCAGUGUUGCUACUGUAUGUGUGUGUGUGAAAUUGAGAACCUGUCAUGUUAGAAACUGCUACUGUAUGUGUGUGUGAACUUGAGAACCGGUGUAUUCUCUAGUUAUCACCAUGUGUUGUUAUGUGAACUUGCUGUAUGCAUGUUUGCGACAAACCUAGAUGUGCUGAUAUUUUUAUAUAUGUGAACAUGCUGAUCCAGUUACAUU
Molecule: messenger RNA, 1141 nt
Organism: Setaria italica (foxtail millet)
Lineage: Eukaryota; Viridiplantae; Streptophyta; Magnoliopsida; Poales; Poaceae
Exons: 3
Coding region: 214-594 (126 amino acids)
Source: RefSeq, a predicted model, not a curated record